This is a messenger RNA of Dioszegia hungarica, 984 nucleotides long. RefSeq lists its product as uncharacterized. The record is from RefSeq and is a predicted model, not a curated record. The transcript is spliced from 2 exons. NCBI's taxonomy places the organism in Eukaryota, Fungi, Basidiomycota, Tremellomycetes, Tremellales, Bulleribasidiaceae. The coding region runs from base 1 to 984 and encodes 327 amino acids.
AUGGAAGUCAUCCUUGAGCAAGACUCCACUACGAUAGGCUUUGAGCUCGAAGAGCUGGAACGCAAAAUCGACUCGGUUCGGGCUGAAUUGCUCGAUGCACCAGACGAAGAACAUGACGCUGAGCCAUUCCCCUCGCCUCCCGCCCAGUCUGAGCCCUUUCCUCCGCCUGCAGAUUCCCAAGUGACCCUCGUCAGCUCGCAAAAGACCUCUCGCCUCUCCCAGCUUCGCUCAAAGUUCCGCUUCAACCGCAAAAGCUCCGCGAACAGGUCGUCCUCCGUGCGGAACAGCCCCGAUAACGAAGCGAAACACCUUUGCUCGGAGAGUAGCAGUCUCGACUCAAGCAUCACCCUCUUUGACGUCCCCGUGCUCCCCUCCCAGCCUUCGCCCGAGCGUCAGCCAGAAGACGCUCGAUAUCUCGCCCUUCUCGCUCCACUCGUCGCUACCAUCCAGCGCCUCAGCCCUGUCGUCCGAACGAUCGCCGAAAAGGACAUCCGCACCGCCUUCUUGCAGCGAUGUGAAGAACUCACAGAUCUGCUAAUGGAAUUGAAGAAGGAGGCGCUCUUUUCCCCUCCGGCUUACGACGCCAGUGGCUUCCCCGCCGAUGCCGAUGAUGAUGAUAUGCGCGUACUUCUUCUCACUGCGCUCCAUCGCAAGGUCCUGCUCGAGUCUUCCCGAUGCGCCGCUCCCGUAUCGGCUGGAACGGGUUCGCUUGCGGUCAAAGCAGACGCCUUCAACCCCUUCGUCUUCCACUCCACCACCCGGACUGUCUCGAGCGGUACAGCGUUGCGCACUCCGUCGCCACCCAAGGCUAUUGCGCCGGCCUUGCGAGUCACAGAAGGGGAGUUCUCCAACUUCAUGGGACAUUCGCAGCAGACCUGGCGGGCGAAUGUCCAUAGGUUGGGGUCGUUCCAGGCUUCGGCGCUGUUCUCGCCUAGUCCGAUUGCAGUCAAUAGGGCGGUCAGGGUUGGAGCGGUGAGACUGUAG